GUGCCGUGGCUCAGCAUACGAAAGAGAUGGAAGAAGCUAGCAAAGAGGCCUGGGCAAGAGCUCAAACUACAACCAGAGGUGAAGAGUACAUCCCCAUCGCCAAGAAGUCGCGUAAGAAAACUGAGAAAUUCCCUAAAGCAUAUCAGAAAGACUUGCAGGAUAUAAUUGACGAGGAUAUUGCGAUUCAAAUAGCAAAACAUAAUACAUCGGUUAAAAGCAAAGUAUGCUAA
Sphaeroforma arctica JP610 is the source of this 230-nucleotide messenger RNA. RefSeq lists its product as hypothetical. The record is from RefSeq and is a predicted model, not a curated record. The annotation marks the transcript as partial. The transcript has a single exon. NCBI's taxonomy places the organism in Eukaryota, Ichthyosporea, Ichthyophonida.